Molecule: messenger RNA, 1947 nt
Organism: Podarcis muralis (Common wall lizard)
Lineage: Eukaryota; Metazoa; Chordata; Lepidosauria; Squamata; Lacertidae
Source: RefSeq, a predicted model, not a curated record
UCAUCUUGCUUCUCUUUCACGCCCCUCUCAACCCUUGGAUUAUUUCCUUCUAUGUCUCUCCCCACUUCUUUAUGUGCCUUCCCCCGUGCCUUCACCGCGGCCCUUGGGCUUGUUGGUUCACACCGCGCGGAAAUCAAGCGGGGCGAAACCUCGCCGCCUUCUGCCUGCCGCUCUCUCUGCCUUCCUUCCCCUCCAGAUCCGGACUCUCCCGGCGUUGGUUUCCUUGCCUAAGGCACGGCUCCCCCUUGCUGCCAGCUUCCUGUGUUGCAGGUGAGGCGCGGCUCGAAUCCAGGCUCUCGCUUCCGCCCAGGUAAGAGCGAGUGGAAGAUCCGAAAGAGGCAGCCGUGGCAGAGCUCUCCUCGCCCCGCAGAGAGCAGAUUAUUUUGACCACCACAGCACAGAUAAGCCAACAUGCCAGAAAAUCCUGUUGCAGAUAAGCAGCAGGUGCUGCGGAUUCUGGAGCGUCUGCUAUUAAAGCUACACGAGAGAGGAGACACUUCACAGAUCGAUAAUCUGGCUUUCCUGUACAAUACACUCAAGAACCCCUUGUUUAAUCAUAUGCUGACUCUUCAGCAGUCAAUCAAGCAACUGAAAGAACAACUCGCUUACAUGCCUCCAAAUCGUUCAGUGGAUUUUGAUUUUACCAGGAGAGGUUUGCUGGUGUUUGACGCUGAUCAAAAUUCUCUUGCUAAUGGAAACCUUUAUAUGAUGCACCAGAACAAUCAGAUGACUCCUCUAGUUCCAAAGCCUGGAGUUGAUGAGUUUAAUUUGGCAAUCCAGAGGAUGGCAAAGGGCAGGCAAAUAGAAAAUAUUGCAAUAGAGAAGCCAUUUAAUGGAGGCCUUGGAUUUAGUGUGGUUGCUCUUAAAAACCAAAGUCUUGGAGAACCCGGAAUCUUUGUCAAGGAAGUUCAGCCAGGAAGCAUAGCAGCCAGGGAUCAAAGAUUAAAGGAGAAUGACCAAAUACUAGCCAUUAAUCACACCCUGUUGGAUCAGAACAUUUCCCAUCAACAGGCCAUUAUAUUGCUCCAGCAAGCCACAGGUUCCUUACAUUUGAUUGUGGCCAGGGAGCCAACCCAGAGAAGCAGUCGGACUUCAACCUCCUUAAGUGAUGUUAAUUCACUUGAAAUGAUCAAUUGGGGCCAUGUUGAGGAAGUAGAGCUUGUUAACGAUGGCUCAGGAUUGGGUUUCGGAAUUGUAGGAGGAAAGUCAAGUGGCGUAGUGGUGAGGACUGUUGUUCCUGGAGGUCUGGCAGAUAAGGAUGGCAGACUCAGAACUGGUGAUCACAUCUUGGAAAUUGGUGGGACAAACGUGCAAGGAAUGAGUAGCGAACAAGUGGCUCAAGUGUUGCGAAACUGCGGGAACCGUGUCAAGAUGGUUGUUGCAAGAGACCCCACGUGUGAAGUAACGGUGACACCGCCGACCCCUGUAGCCCAGCCUGUUGGUAUGCUGUCUCCUUUUCACGACAGGCGAUUUGGAACGGAAAAUGAAAUUCAUGAAGUUCAGUUGACUAAGAAGGAUGGACAGAGUCUUGGUAUAACAAUUGUUGGCUAUUCAGGAGUUUCUGAUACAGCAGAAUCUUCAGGGAUUUUUGUCAAAAACAUAAUACCUGACAGUGCUGCGGAACACAGCGGUCAAAUAAAAGUCCAUGACAGAAUUAUUGCUGUCGAUGGGAUCAACAUUCAGAAUUAUACCAACCAAGAGGUGGUGGAGGCAUUGCGAAAUACAGGCCCAAUUGUACACCUGGCGUUGCUUCGAAAGAAACCUUUGUUUCCUGCUUUCUCUUCAGAAAAAGGCUUAGGCAGAGGCAGCAGUAUAGACAUUUUUGUAGAUCUGUGUCUGAUUGAAACUGUUCCUACAAAGUCAUCUUCCAUAAAACAAUCUUUCAGUAAGAGUGGUGAAGAGAUCUACUACUUCAGGAUAGACCUUGCCCUUGUUUAUUCCAUGUAA